GCAUCGAAGAGGUCUGUUGUCUUCUAGUCUUGUCCGAGGUAAUAGAGCUAGAAACCCUCGUCGAAGUACAGCUUAAACUCUUAUACUGGAAUAAACGAAUAAAUGGCAACUGAAAACAAGCCGAAGUCCAGUGCCAGUGUCACUACCAACAGCAAGAAGAGAAAGCAACGCUACCUCCCUCACAAUAAGCCAGUGAAGAAGAAGGGUUCCUACCCAUUACACCCAGGAGUUCAAGGCUUCUUUAUCACUUGUGACGGGGGAAGGGAGCGCCAAGCCUCGCGUGAGGCCAUUAACGUUAUUGAUUCUUUUUAUGAAGAACUAGUUUUUGGGAAGGAUACUAGUGUGAAGCUUGCAGAGUUGCCUAAUAAACCUAUAAAUAAAAAGAUUAAGUUCUCAUAUUCUGAUGUUGAAGGAGACGAUGACGAAGAAAAGGAGGAGGAUGAGGAAGAUGGGUUAGAUGAGAACAAAUCAGGUGCCCCCGAAGCCAAUGAUGCAAAGAAUGAAAACCCAGCAGACGAAAAGUUAGGAUCUCCUUGUCUAGAAAAUGAGAACAGUGAAUGUCAAAGAGAAGAAAAGACUAAUCAAGAAGAGGGUUGUAAAAAUAAUAAAAAACAAGAAAGUGAGGCAGAGGAGCUACCAGCAAAGAAGAAAUGCACAGAAACAUGUGCCCCCAAGUCUGUUGGCCAAGAAAAAGUGGAGGAGAAAUCCAUUGAUAAGCUUAUUGAGGAUGAACUCAAAGAACUUGGAGAUAAGAACAAGAGACACUUUCUCAGCCUUGAUUCUGGUUGUAAUGGUGUUGUCUUUGUUCAAAUGCGCAAGAUAGAUGGGGACCCUUGUCCCAAAGAUAUUGUGCAACAUAUGAUGACAUCUGCUGCAUCAACAAGGAAACACAUGUCCAGGUUCAUUUUAAGAGUGUUACCAAUUGAAGUUGCGUGCUAUGCUUCAGAAGAGGAAAUUUCAAGAGCAAUCGCACCAGUUGUGGAGAAAUAUUUUCCCGUGGAUACCCAGGACCCGCAGAAGUUUGCGGUAAUGUAUGAAGCCCGUGCAAACUCUGGUAUUGACAGGAUGAAAAUUAUAAAUUCCGUUGCAAAAUGUGUUCCUGGACCUCAUAAAGUUGAUCUUAGCAAUCCUGACAAGACAAUUGUAGUUGAAAUUGUCAAGACUCUGUGCUUGAUCGGGGUUAUUGAAAAGUACAAGGAGUUGUCCAAGUACAACUUGAGGCAGCUCACAUCUUCGAAGUAGCAGUAGCUUGUCACAUCUCAAACUGAGAGCAAAGCAGCUUUAGAAAUUUUGGUUCAACUGAACUCCAUUUCAUUCUUGAGCUGCCUCGUUAUAAGAAUUUUCAUCGUUUUGUUCAGAAUGUUCAUCGUUCUGUUCUGACAUUGUUACCAGAAGACAAAAAAAUCUUUCUCGUGGUUUUCUUCCCUUC
This is a messenger RNA of Populus nigra (black poplar), 1429 nucleotides long. RefSeq lists its product as uncharacterized. The record is from RefSeq and is a predicted model, not a curated record. Bases 103 to 1242 code for a protein of 379 amino acids. NCBI's taxonomy places the organism in Eukaryota, Viridiplantae, Streptophyta, Magnoliopsida, Malpighiales, Salicaceae. Gene Ontology annotation, biological process: tRNA modification. Gene Ontology annotation, molecular function: RNA binding. The transcript has 7 exons.